GUCGAACAGUAGUUACUAAAUCUCCAAUAACCCCGUCAGUUGGGUAAAUCAUUCACUCACUCAUAUGUUAGAACUUUUGGCCUUGGCAUCAUGACAAUUACUUGUCAUGCGCGAGGUGAAUUAUAUUGGUGUGGUCGACAGCUUCCUGGGUCCCGACGCGACGUCCUGGAGAAAGUAGAGGAUCUUCAUCUUCUACUAUUAGGUCAGCAAUAAGUAUAAAG
Amoebophrya sp. A120 is the source of this 221-nucleotide messenger RNA. Lineage: Eukaryota; Dinophyceae; Syndiniales; Amoebophryaceae. The record is from the annotation of a GenBank genome assembly.